UUCCCAAUUUGAAUGAGGGAGAGGGAGAGACAGCCAUGGAGCUUAGGAGUGGAGCUUUGCUAUGGGGAGUGGUUCCUUUUUUGGCGAUGGUCACCUUGGAAGGCUGCACCAUUGGACUAACUAUUUUGGCUAAGACAGCCAUUACUUAUGGAACCAACACCUUUGUUUUUGUUGUCUACACAAACGCUGUUGCUUCCUUCCUUCUUCUUCCUUAUUCCUUCCUUUUUCACUUCAACGACAGAACGGAUUAUCAACAAUCUUUGUUUUCCUUUCCUCUUCUCCUCCGAAUCUUCCUCCUCGGCUUCACUGGGAUAUGUGUCUCUCAGAACCUUGCGUUUUUGGGCCUAAGCUACAGCUCUCCAAUUGUUGUAUGCGUAAUGGGUCUUAUGCUUCCAGCCAUUUCUUUCAUUCUCUCAAUCCUUCUCAGGAGAACAAAAAUUAACUGGAAAAGUCCAAGUUUCAUUACAAAAGUAGUUGGCACAGUUAUAUCAGUUAUAGGAGCUACAUCGGAGGAGCUUUACCUAGGCCCCGUUGUUCGUCAGCAUCCAUCUUCUUCUUUACAUUUACAAUUCAAACAAAAGCUCUUGGUCUUCACUUCAACCACAGAUCGUUGGAUCAUGGGUGGCCUUUUAUUAGCAGCUGCCACUCUAUGUGUCUCAAUAUGGAACAUCAUUCAGUUGGGUGUGGUGAAACAAUACUCACAAGUCAUGAAAGUUGCCUCCUUUUAUAGUUUGGUGGGCAGUUUAAUGUCCGCAGCCAUGGCUUUCUUUAUUGUCGAUGACUUGAAUGCAUGGAUAAUCAAAUCAAAAUUCGACAUCUUUCUAAUCAUUGCAACGGGUGUUUUUAGCGGUUUGAUUAGGAAUCGAGUGCAAAUAUGGUGCAUGCAAAUGAAAGGGCCAUAUUACGUGCCCAUGUUCAAGCCGUUUGGUAUUCUUUUUGCUACUUUCUUUGGCUCCACCUUUUUUGGAGAUACUUUCCACUACGGAAGUGUGAUGGCGGCGUUCAUAGCUGGAAUGGGAUAUUUGACUGUAAUGUGGGGGCAAAUGAAUGAAGAUCAAGGAAGAGAUGAUGAAAGCAACGAUGAUUUGUCUUCUUCUAGAGUUCCACUUCUGGAUGAAGAAUCAAAAGUGUAAAAUACAAUAUCUAAUAUGAUCAGAAGAAGUUAUUUUGGAAUGAAUUCUGAUCAUAUGAAGCUUUUUGUUUUCAUGGAAUCUCAAUCUUUGGCGUUGAGAGGAAUUGUAUAUAUAUUGUUCUAGUGUUGAGUGGGAUCCUUUGUGUUUUUGUAUAAAUGAAAUGAUGAUUGUUUUUUUUCUUA
Cucurbita pepo subsp. pepo (vegetable marrow) is the source of this 1315-nucleotide messenger RNA. RefSeq names its product WAT1-related protein At1g70260. The record is from RefSeq and is a predicted model, not a curated record. Gene Ontology annotation, molecular function: transmembrane transporter activity. Gene Ontology annotation, cellular component: membrane. NCBI's taxonomy places the organism in Eukaryota, Viridiplantae, Streptophyta, Magnoliopsida, Cucurbitales, Cucurbitaceae.